Pogonomyrmex barbatus (red harvester ant) is the source of this 873-nucleotide messenger RNA. RefSeq lists its product as uncharacterized. The record is from RefSeq and is a predicted model, not a curated record. NCBI's taxonomy places the organism in Eukaryota, Metazoa, Arthropoda, Insecta, Hymenoptera, Formicidae.
GUACUGCAGAAAUACAAUAAACAAUGUCUCAGUUUGCAAUAGUUAGCAAGGUGUUACUAGAUGGCAGAAUGCGUCACUUCCAGCAGUUAGUAGUCAAACUACAGUGGCUGCAGUAGAUUGUAAUAGGUGCUGCGUAAUUUGUGUUUAAUAUCGGUUUAAUAUAAGAAAAAUAUUAUAUCUGUUUAAUAUUUCAAAUAUAAAGAUGAUCGAGUGUCACAAAGAAGAUCAAAUGUAUUUGAUAUCUUGACAGUAUCGUCAAAUACAGCGUUCUCAUGGGACAUUGCAUAUCUGAAUUAAUACUGAGGAAUAUCUAAGAGUGAAAACAAUGUAAAGCAAUAAACAAUGUAAAAUAAUAAAUAGCUAUAAUUUUUUGGCAUAGUAUUUGUAAAAUGGGCAAAAUGAAGAGAAUACUAAGACCAUUUAUAAAAAUCAAGCGUCUUUCGAGAAGAAAAAAAAUGAUUCUAUUGGGUCGCGAAGUUAAAAAACAUAUACACUGUAAAUGGAAACAAAAUGUAAUGCACGCUAUUUUGGAGGCCACGAUAAACUUUAAAACGCUAAAAAUUAUAGCAGACCCGCAACUGGACAUAGAUUAUGUGAAGCGCAUGUCAACAAUGUCAAUUUAUGAUCGUAAUUACAGAAAUCCUGUACAAGAAAACAUUUCCGAAGAUUUCGUGCGUGCUAGAUCCGAUGUAACGCAUAAAUUGAAUAAUUUAAGUCUCGACGAUGAAAGUAACGACAAUUAUAACGUAAAUGCACCGCAGCAGGACAUCGGAUUCGAUAUUUUGCAGAAAACUUUUUUCCUUUAUAUAAGAGACAAAAGUGAGCCAGAUAUAUAUGAUGGAAUAAGAAAUAUAGUUAUGUCAUAGAAUGUAA